AUAUGAAACGUAAGGAUAAAGAUAAUAUAAGACCUACAUCUUAUCAGCUUUAUCUCAUUGAAGUACAUGCCAUUUGUUUAUAAUAUCGACUGACUAUAGAAUUUUUGCGAUAUAAAGUAUGAAAAUAUUAUAUUGGUGAAACUUUUUGUGAAAUUAAAGGAAAAAUGGAUAUAGAAGAAGUUCAGUCAGUUAGUGUCAGGAAACUUAUUUCAGCCUUUGAAAACCAAACUAAUUCUCCUGAAGCCACAUACUUUAGACCAAGGACUAGAUCAUUGGGCAACAUACUAGCAAAAAAUGUUACUGUUAGAGAAAACCAAUUUGCAACAUUGGAUGAAAUAAGUGACGCAUUGGAAGUAAUACAACAACAACUGCAGGUUUACGACAUAUACAAUAAAGAAAGACAUGUUGCAUUCCAAGAAGAACUAUUCAACAUUCUGACCAGCAUUAUUAAUAUCGAUAAUGAUGAUCCAAUCAGAGCCCGUAAUCUUAUCUCCACUACUAAACAUUUAGUUUCUGUGCUGAACAAUAAACUUCCAUCUAAUAAUUCUGUCGAACACCGAUAUACCAAAUAUUCUGAGCAGGUCAAUGGUACACAUCAAUCCAAUAUACUAGUUAAAAAGAAAGAAACAUCGAAAACUAAUAAUAACAUCAAACGGGAAAACAGUGUUGACCUCAACAAAGACAUAGUCAAGUCGACUAAAGAAACAAAAGGUAUAGGUUUAACCAGGUCUGUUUCAGUUAAAAAGCUUAAAGAGCUCUUUCAAAGUGACAUAAAGCUAUCUGAACUUCCAACCCAUCAAAACAAAUAUGAGUCCAAGUCCGAACAAACAGUCAAAGUCAGCAAUACGUUAAAGAAAAGUUCAACUACUACCACUGUGGUAACUGUUCCUGAAGCUGUUAAUAGAGUAAUCAAGGAUGAACGUGUUUAUCCUUACCAAGAAUACUACCCAGUAGAAACAGCUUCUAAGGAUACAGACUAUGCAAUUUCCGUAGCAAAUCUUCGAAAUGUAUUCGAGGUGAAGUCAAAAGAAGCAUCCACAGGUCUACCGCUUAUUCUUAAGGAACAUAAACCACCAAUUACAAGGUUCAACUAUAGAUCUAGCGUCAGCGAAGAACCUGAAUUGAUUAGUUACACCCCCAAUAAACUGGCUUCUGAAGAAAGUAGCAGACUGCUGGAACUAUUGAAACGAGAUGCUGAAUCCUCCAAUCAAAGUUUUGAAUACUCGCUUAAUGUCAGUGAGCAAGAUGAUGCAGGGGAAGUGACACCAGUGGAGUCUCCUAAUAGGGAUGAAAACGACAUUAUGUCAAGUUUGGAGUAUAUAGAAGAAAACGACAAUGAAUAUGACAAUGACUCUAUAUCUGGUGAUAGCUUGAAUAGUGCAGAGAGUGUUAAAACUGUUGAAAGUUUAAAUUCAAAUAAUAAUAGUAGUCUACGGCUUAAUAGUAAUUAUAUUAUUGACGACAAUGAGGAGGAUGACAACGAAGACAAUGAUUACAAUGAUCACGGUGUUAAAAUAGAAGAAAUCAAUUUUGAUGACACUGAAUAUUUACCUGAAAGUGAAGCGUAAGAUAAAUAAGUAAUAAUAUUUAUUAAUAAGAUUAUAAAAUAAAAAGUAGAACAAAAAGUAUAAAAUAUACCUACUAUUAUUAAAAAAAGAUAAUUUUUUUAUUGUUAUUAGAAAUUAUUUAAAAAAUAUAUUAUAGAAGUAUUCUGA
This is a messenger RNA of Diabrotica virgifera virgifera (western corn rootworm), 1715 nucleotides long. RefSeq lists its product as uncharacterized. The record is from RefSeq and is a predicted model, not a curated record. The transcript has 2 exons. Lineage: Eukaryota; Metazoa; Arthropoda; Insecta; Coleoptera; Chrysomelidae. The coding region runs from base 165 to 1568 and encodes 467 amino acids.